Heterobasidion irregulare TC 32-1 is the source of this 204-nucleotide messenger RNA. RefSeq lists its product as uncharacterized. Lineage: Eukaryota; Fungi; Basidiomycota; Agaricomycetes; Russulales; Bondarzewiaceae. The record is from RefSeq and is a predicted model, not a curated record. The transcript has a single exon. The annotation marks the transcript as partial.
UGCCUCCGCCUGGGCUACUGGCCCUCGCAAUUCAAAACCUCCACCACAAUCGUCAUUCCAAAACCCAAGAAAUCAGACUACACGCUACUCAAAUCAUACAGACCUAUAGUACUGCUUUCAUGCUUAGGAAAACUCAUGGAAAAAGUGCUCGCUAACCGUCUCCAGUUUGAAGGAGCCAAACACAACAUCUUCCACCCAAACCAG